This is a messenger RNA of Choloepus didactylus (southern two-toed sloth), 3854 nucleotides long. It is a transcript of the gene ZC3H12B, whose product is annotated as zinc finger CCCH-type containing 12B. The coding region runs from base 1 to 2403 and encodes 800 amino acids. NCBI's taxonomy places the organism in Eukaryota, Metazoa, Chordata, Mammalia, Pilosa, Megalonychidae. Gene Ontology annotation, molecular function: metal ion binding; mRNA binding; RNA endonuclease activity. The transcript is spliced from 6 exons. Gene Ontology annotation, cellular component: nucleus; cytoplasmic ribonucleoprotein granule. The record is from RefSeq and is a predicted model, not a curated record.
AUGUGUAAAGAUCCAAUGACACGGAGUGACCCUGAACAGAUGAACCUUAAGAGGAGUGGCAACAACAGCUACCAACCUGGAUAUGCUCAGUUGAAGAAAAGAGAGAUGCUCUCUAAGUCACACCGCCAGCUCUGUCGAUCUCCCUGCCUGGAUCAUCCAAGUUUCUCUGGAAGCAGCAUUCUACAGGAUGGGAAGCUUGACCUGGAGAAGGAAUAUCAAGCCAAGAUGGACUUUGCUCUAAAGCUGGGCUAUGCAGAGGAACAGAUUAGAUCAGUGCUGAACAAGCUAGGCCCAGAAUCACUUAUUAAUGAUGUAUUGGCAGAGCUUGUCAGACUUGGAAACAAAGGUGAUUUGGAAGGACAGGUCAACUUGAGUCUGUUAGUACCUCGUGGGCCCAUUUCCAGAGAGACUGCAAACGCUGAGCUGUCUCUUGAAGAUGAAAUAGACAGCAGUGAUAAUUUGAGGCCAAUUGUCAUUGAUGGAAGUAAUGUGGCAAUGAGCCAUGGGAAUAAAGAAGGAUUCUCCUGCAGAGGAAUACAACUUGCUGUGGAUUGGUUUCUCGAUAAAGGCCAUAAAGAUAUUACUGUAUUUGUGCCUGCAUGGAGAAAGGAGCAAUCCCGCCCUGAUGCACCAAUUACAGAUCAAGAUAUCCUGCGUAAACUGGAGAAGGAAAAGAUUCUCGUCUUCACUCCAUCCCGAAGGGUCCAGGGCAGGAGAGUUGUCUGCUAUGAUGACCGGUUCAUAGUCAAACUAGCGUUUGAUUCCGAUGGUAUCAUUGUGUCCAAUGAUAACUACCGAGACCUUCAAGUCGAAAAGCCAGAAUGGAAGAAGUUUAUAGAUGAACGGUUGCUGAUGUAUUCUUUUGUAAAUGACAAAUUUAUGCCUCCAGAUGAUCCUUUAGGACGCCAUGGCCCAAGCCUUGAAAAUUUCUUAAGAAAGAGACCUGUUGUUCCUGAACAUAAGAAGCAACCAUGCCCUUAUGGCAAAAAAUGCACCUACGGCCACAAGUGCAAAUACUACCAUCCAGAGCGGGCCAACCAGCCCCAGCGUUCGGUGGCUGAUGAGCUCCGUAUCAGUGCCAAACUGUCCACAGUGAAAACCAUGAGUGAAGGCACCCUGGCCAAGUGUGGCAUAGGGAUGUCUGGUGCCAAAGGUGAGAUAACCUCAGAAGUCAAACGUGUGGCUCCAAAGCGCCAGUCAGAUCCCAGCAUCCGGUCUGUGGCUGUGGAGCCUAAGGAAUGGCUGCCCAUUGCCCGUAAACCUGAGGCCAGUUCUGUCCCCUCACUUGUGACUGCCCUGAGUGUCCCUACAAUCCCACUCCCCAAAAGUCAUGCAGUGGGUGCACUCAACACCCGUUCGGCCAGCAGCCCAGUACCGGGUUCUUCCCAUUUUCUCCACCAGAAGGCCUCCUUGGAGCACAUGGCCAGCAUGCAGUACCCUCCUAUCCUGGUUACCAACAGCCAUGGGACCCCUAUUAGCUAUUCUGAGCAAUACGCAAAGGUUGAGUCAUUGGGGGACCAUGGCUACUACUCAAUGUUAGGUGAUUUCUCCAAACUGAACAUCAACAACAUGCAUAAUCGAGAGUAUUAUAUGGCUGAAACAGAACGAGGGAUAUACACCCGGAAUCCCAACCUCUGUCCUGACAGCCAUAUGAGCCAUACCAGGAAUGACAACUAUUCCUCUUACAACAACCUGUACUUGGCUGUAGCAGAUGCCCAUCCCGAAGGCAGUUUGAAGCUGCAUCGCUCAGCAUCCCAGAACCGUCUACAGCCUUUUCCUCAUGGUUACCAUGAAGCCUUAACACGAGUGCAGAGCUAUGGCCAAGAGGAUUCUAAGCAAGGCCCCCACAAGCAGUCAGUUCCCCACUUAGCUCUGCAUGCCCAGCACCCAGCAACUGGAUCAUGCUCCAGCUGUCCAGGAGACUACCCCAUGCCCCCCAAUAUCCAUCCUGGGGCAACUCCCCAACCAGGCCGUGCACUGGUGAUGACUCGGAUGGACAGCAUUUCUGACUCCCGCCUCUAUGAAAGCAACCCCACGAGGCAAAGACGACCUCCCUUGUGCCGGGAACAGCAUGCCAGCUGGGACCCACUGCCCUGUGCAACUGACUCCUAUGGCUACCACUCUUAUCCCUUGAAUAACAGCCUCAUGCAGCCAUGCUAUGAGCCAGUCAUGGUCCGGAGUGUGCCUGAAAAGAUGGAGCAGCUUUGGAGGAAUCCUUGGGUUGGAAUGUGCAAUGAUUCAAGGGAGCAUAUGAUCCCAGAGCACCAGUAUCAGACCUACAAGAACCUCUGCAAUAUCUUCCCUUCAAACAUCGUUCUUGCAGUGAUGGAGAAGAACCCCCACACAGCGGAUGCCCAGCAACUGGCAGCCUUGAUUGUUGCUAAGCUUAGGGCUGCACGUUGACAUGAUAUAAUAUUUAUUCCUUUAUACGAAUAUGAAUAUUAAUAAUACACUAAUACUAUCAUAAUAGUAACUAAUAAUUGUGUUGCACUUUACAAGUUAGAGUGUUUCCUCAUGUUUAUGUCAUUUAAGUGCAUAACAACCCUGUGAGGUAGGUCUUACUAGUAUCCUAUUUGAUAGAGAAGGAAAGGGAAGCUCCAGGGAGAUUAAGUGACUUGCCAAGUUCACACUGCUAGCAAAUGACUGAGCCAAGUUGUCUGACUCCAAGCCCCAUGAUCUUUUUCACUGUACCAUGCAGGAAAAGAGGGCAAAACCCAGGGGGAGAGGCCUAAAUGCAAGAAACCACAAGGGAUUCCAUUACCAGUGUUUUCUUAGUCAAUAUUCUAUAUUAUAAAGUAUUGGUGAUAUAUCAAAUUUAGGCAGCAAGAGUGUCAGGAUCAGAUUGUAUGUUUAACUUUUUAAGAUUUUUCAAUAGUAAUAUUUAAAGCUAUAUAAAAGUAAAUACAUACUUUAUUGCAUGGAGAGCUGAUCAUUCAAUAUCUUUAGUUACUAAGCUAUAGGGUCACAUAGAAACUUCUAGAGCUAUAUUUCAAAACUACUAUUAGCAAUUAUAUUGCAUGUAUGAAUGUAUGUAUUCAACUUGAGAUGUAUAUCUCUGUAGAGCCUUUUAUGUAGUGAUGCUGAGCAGGUAGGCUCUGCAGAGUUCUUAGUCUAUUGUUGUGUAGAUCAUGAAUCUGACUUGAUGAUUUUAUCUCACAUUUCAUAAUUUUAACUAGUUUUGAAAGUGAAAUUACAUGCCAGUAUUUGAACAUGGCUUUCUUAAGCACCAGAGCAAAUCGGUUCUGUUUCCUUUGCACUUUUUACAUGUCAACAUUUAUUGACAGUUCUUAACUUUUAAGUCUCUUCACCUCAGAAAAUUUGAGAAUGGGUUGCAGCCUUCUGCAGAGAUGAUGGAUAAACUAAAUUUCCAAGCAUAUAUAUAUAUGCUGGACAAGCACAGAGGAGUCUGACCAGAAACAAGGGACUUACUACCAGAGUCUGCUCCCCUACUCCCAGGAGAAAUGGCUACAUCCAUAUGGCAUUAAAUGAUGAACACAAAACUUUUACUCAAGGAAGGACUAAUGGAUGCUGUUUGGAUUUAUGACCUAUGCAGUAUUCAACAUCACAAGGAUGAAAUGUAAUGGAGGACAGUGGCCAGCCAUGUAAUCUACUUUCUCCUGCUGUCUACCCUUUGGGCAAUAAGGUCAAUCAUCGGUGGAGCAGAAUUUCUUUAGGAAACCAAACCAGGGAUUUUCUAGGUGGAAAAAUGCAGCAUCCUAAAGGGGAUGCUGCAUCUUCACUAAAAGCUGGCUCGGUUAUGCACGCCAAAUCCUUGCAAAGAGGGCGCGUUUGCUGUUAGAUAUUUCUUAAAUGCGUUACUAAAGAAAACAAGACUUUUGGGUGGGGGGGGCAUA